AUGGGCUUGGCAAAAUCCAAACCCAGCGGGUCGGACCACAAGGCUCACCCUCAAGUCAAGAAUCAAGAGGAGGGUGUACCGAUGUACUCGUCACACCAUUUUAACACGACCAAACAACAUCAAAAUGCCACACAUCUGGAACUCCCGUCAGACCCUGACGACAGAGUUUCAGAGCACCGGGAGUCCGGGCAAGAGAUGCACAGAUUUUCCAUAUACAGCACCGUGGACCAGGCACCGCAGCUGAACUUCUACGACAACCCACUCCCCGGGCAGCAGACCCUAAGUCGACCUUCACUGGAGGCCCUCCGCAAAGCCUUCGAAGAUCCAGAACCAGGAAACCAUGCAGAUGACUCUGGUAUGAGUGGUCCACCAGUCAGUGGAAAUGAAGAACAGCAGCAGCAGAAGAAGGCCCCCGUCCGCUUUGGCUGGGUGACCGGAGUCAUGGUGCGUUGUAUGCUGAACAUUUGGGGAGUCAUACUGUUUCUCCGCCUGUCAUGGAUCACCUCCCAAGCAGGCAUUUUGUUGACCUGGGUCAUCAUCCUCAUGUCUGUGGUAGUGACCUCAGUAACUGCCCUCUCCAUCUCUGCCAUUGCCACCAAUGGGAGGGUCGUCUCAGGGGGUGCCUAUUUCAUGAUCUCCCGAACCCUGGGUCCUGAGAUGGGUGGGCCUAUCGGUGUUGUGUUCUCCUUCGCCAAUGCCCUGGGCUGUGCCCUACACACUGUGGGCUUUGCUGAGUCCGUCCGCGAUCUCCUGAAGGAUUUUGAUGCCAUCAUGGUGGAUGAUAUCAAUGACGUCCGCAUCGUGGGUGCCAUCACGGUGACUCUGCUCCUGCUCAUUUCAUUGGCUGGAAUGGAGUGGGAGGCAAAGACCCAAAUCUUGUUCUUCUUCGUUCUCCUGGUCUCAUUUGCCAACUACUUUGUGGGCACAGUGAUCCCUGCCAGCCCAAAGAAACAAGCCAUGGGGAUCUUCAGCUACCGUCGUGACAUCUUCAUAUCAAACUUGCUACCAGAGUUCAGAGAUGGAAAUACCUUCUUCCAAAUGUUUGCCAUCUUCUUCCCCUCUGCCACCGGCAUCCUCUCUGGGGCCAACAUUUCCGGAGACCUCAAGGACCCAGGGACUGCCAUUCCCAAAGGCACUCUCAUGGCCAUUUUCUGGACCACAGUGAGCUACCUCACCAUUUCUGCAACUGCUGGGUCAUGUGUAGUACGGGAUGCCUCCGGCAGCCAAAAUGACAGUCUGACUGGGAAUAGCACAGACGGGUGUGUGGGACUAGCGUGCCAACUGGGCUGGAACUUCACACAGUGCAUUGAAUCAAAGUCCUGUAAUUUUGGCUUGGCCAACAACUACAAGGUACUUGGUCAGGUGUCGGGAUUUUACUACCUCAUCACUGCUGGUCUCUUUGCAGCUAGCCUGUCAUCUGCCCUCGCCUUUCUUGUCUCUGCCCCAAAAGUCUUUCAGUGUCUGUGCAGAGACAACAUCUACCCAUACAUUGGAUUCUUUGCAAAGGGUUAUGGGAAAAAUGAUGAGCCGCUUCGGGCCUACCUGCUCUGUUACUUCAUUGCUAUGGCAUUCAUUCUUAUUGCGAAGCUGGACACCAUUGCUGGUUUGAUAUCCAAUUUUUUCCUGUGUUCCUAUGCCCUCAUUAACUUCAGCUGCUUUCAUGCUUCCAUCACCUGCUCACCUGGCUGGAGGCCCUCAUUUCACUACUACAGUAAAUGGACAGCUUUGUUUGGAGCUACAAUCUCAAUUGUGCUGAUGUUUCUGUUGAGCUGGUGGGCUGCUCUCACCACAUUUUGUAUCAUUUUCUUCCUGCUUGGAUAUGUUACCUACAACAAGCCAAAGGUAAACUGGGGAACAUCUGUGCAGGCUGGUGCUUACAAAAUGGCUUUGUCCUACUCUGUCACUCUUUCUGGGGUGGAGGAUCAUGUCAAGAACUUUAGGCCUCAGUGUCUGGUGCUGACAGGGCCCCCAAACCAACGGCCAGCCCUGGUGGACUUUGUCAGCUCUUUUACCAAGCACACAAGCCUCAUGAUCUGUGGAGACAUCCUCCUGGAGCCGGAGAGACAAAAUCUUCCCCAGAAUGGAACAGACUAUUUGGUAAAAUGGCUGAACAAGAGGAAGGUGCGCUCGUUUUAUACGGCAUUCGCUGGGGACAGUCUCAGAGCUGGGACUCGGCACUUGCUGCAGGCUUCCGGACUUGGAAAGCUGAGGCCUAACACUCUAGUUUUAGGCUUUAAGGCAAACUGGAGGGAAAGCUCUCCAGAAAGCCUGGAUGACUAUAUCAACACCAUAUAUGACACUUUUGACUCAAAUUACUGUUUGUGUAUCCUGAGGAUGAUGGACGGACUGGAUAUCUGUGACCAGUUUGAGUGUGAAGUGAAACAGGGCUUUGAGCCAGAUGAACCUGUUGAUCAUGAGGACAGUCAGACUACUGAAGGGGAUACAGCCAGUAACCUCCCCAGUCAGCAGAUGAAGACCAUGUUUCAGAAUGACCAGGGAAAAAAGACCAUUGAUGUCUAUUGGAUAGCGGAUGAUGGGGGUCUGACACUCCUUGUGCCUUACCUGCUCACCAGGAGGAAACGCUGGCGUCAGAGCAAAGUCAGGGUCUUCAUCGUGGGAGACCCAGACAAUGUGGAAGAAGGCCGCAAGGAGAUGAUCUCGUUGCUGAAUAGGUUCCGUCUGGACUUUAAUGACGUCGUUGUUAUGACGGACACCGAGAAGCCCCCACAUGUCAAAAAUCUGAAAAGGUUUGACGAUUUAGUCACACCCCUCAGGCUGAAUGAGGAACAGCUUGAUGACGUUUUGGCCAAGGAGCUGAGAGAGCAAUGCUCCUGGAGGAUAUCUGGCAAGGACCUGGAGGCCUUUAGAAUCAAGUCUGAGAGAAAAGUGAGGUUGAACGAAACCAUCCGGAGGAACUCACAACACACUGCUCUUGUCUUAGUGAGCCUCCCGGUGCCCCAGAAUGACUGUCCCAGGGCUCUUUACAUGGCCUGGCUUGAAACACUGACUUGUGGCCUCCACUGUCCCGUGGUGCUGAUACGAGGAAACCAGCAGAAUGUACUUACCUUCUACUGCCAGUAA
Molecule: messenger RNA, 3081 nt
Organism: Lampris incognitus (smalleye Pacific opah)
Lineage: Eukaryota; Metazoa; Chordata; Actinopteri; Lampriformes; Lampridae
Product: solute carrier family 12 member 3-like
Exons: 26
Coding region: 1-3081 (1026 amino acids)
Biological process (GO): potassium ion homeostasis; sodium ion transmembrane transport; cell volume homeostasis
Cellular component (GO): membrane
Molecular function (GO): sodium:potassium:chloride symporter activity
Source: RefSeq, a predicted model, not a curated record